This is a messenger RNA of Electrophorus electricus (electric eel), 12414 nucleotides long. It is a transcript of the gene csmd3a, whose product is annotated as CUB and Sushi multiple domains 3a. NCBI's taxonomy places the organism in Eukaryota, Metazoa, Chordata, Actinopteri, Gymnotiformes, Gymnotidae. The record is from RefSeq and is a predicted model, not a curated record.
AAAGAGGCUCCAGAAGAGUACAGAGUCUACUUUGUGCCCCUGUCGGCGAGAUGGUUGAGUCCUCGUCAAGGUUGCUGGACUAUCCUAAAAAUCCCUGUAACGUUCCUCAUACCGAGAAGUGACCGCUCGCUAGCCGCCCAGCCGCGCGCUGCCCCUUUGCGCGAGGAAUAUUCAUUUCUUUAGGACACUUGAGAAUAUGAAAACAGUUUCUAGUGACGGAUAUGCCGCCGUAUGGAACGGAUUUUUAGUCGUUUCCAACAGAGGAUGUAUCAAAUGUGGUCGGACGAAUUCCCAUAACGCUAAAACAAUGAGGAUUAAAGCGGGAUUUCUCGCUUGGAAUCUAAUCUUUUCCUUGGCGUUCACGUGCGUGCAUGGUUUCAUUUAUACUUGUGGUGGGACGUUAAAAGGAAUGAACGGGACCAUUGAAAGUCCCGGAUUUCCACAAGGAUAUCCAAAUGGUGCGAACUGUACUUGGGUUAUUGAAGCAGAGGAAAGAAACAGAAUCCAUAUAGUUUUUCAAUCCUUUGCCGUGGAAGAGGAAUACGACUUUGUAUCUUUAUACGACGGGCACCCUCACCCUGCAAACUUCCGAACGAGGUUAACGGGUUUCCAGAUGCCAGCACCAGUCACAAGCACUGGUUCCAUCUUCUCUCUUCGUCUUACCAGCGAUUUUGCUGUGAGCGCCCAUGGAUUUAAAAUCUAUUACGAAGAACUUCGGAGCAGCUCCUGUGGAAACCCUGGGGUUCCCGCAAAAGGGAUUCUGAAUGGCACCAGUUUCAACGUGGGGGACAGGAUCCGCUACCACUGCGUGCCCGGCUAUUCUCUGGACGGUCACGCCCAGCUGACCUGUGUCACCAGCACGUCCAGCGUGGCGGUGUGGGACUUCCCAAUCCCCAUCUGCCGAGCAGAGGAUACCUGUGGAGGAACAUUCCGGAGUUCCAGCGGCGUGAUUUCCAGCCCGGAUUUUCAGAACGACUACAAGAGCAGCGGUGAGUGCACCUGGACCAUCGUGGCCGACCCUGGAGACACUAUCUCGCUGGUCUUCACCGACUUUCAGAUGGACAGCAGGUUCGAAUACUUGGAGGUGGAGGGAUCGGAUCCGCCAUCAGUAUGGUUGUCUGGGGCAAAUAUUCCUGUGCCCAUUGUCAGCAGCAAAAACUGGCUGCGUCUGCAUUUCGUCACUGAUAACAGUCGUCGGCACAAAGGUUUUAGUGCACAAUAUCAAGUGAAACGGUCUGGAGAUUUCAAAUCAAGAGGGGUCAAACUAUUGCCUGGCAAGGACAACACAAAUAAAUUUUCUAUAAUGAGCGAGGGAGGCGUGAAACAAGUGUCCAACCACUGCUCAGACCCUGGGGACCCAGAGAACGGAAGACGCAUAGGCUCCGAUUUCAGCAUCGGAGCCACCGUGGGUUUCACCUGUGAUGGAGGCCACGUGCUGCAGGGGCCCAAGAGCAUCACCUGCCAAAGAGUGGCGGAGGUGUUCGCCGCCUGGAGUGACCACAGGCCCGUGUGCAAAGCCAAAACAUGUGGCUCCAACCUCUACGGUCCAUCGGGCACGUUCACGUCACCUAAUUUUCCCAUCCAGUAUGAGAGUAACUCGCAGUGUGUUUGGAUCAUCACAGCCAGUAACCCUAAUAAGGUGAUCCAAAUCAACUUUGAGGAGUUUGACUUGGAGCUCGGAUACGACACACUAACUAUAGGGGACGGUGGAGAAGUCGGCGACUCCAGGACUAUAAUCCAAGUGUUGACGGGCAGUUUCGUGCCUGACCUCAUCGUCAGUAUGACCCAUCAGAUGUGGCUCCAUCUACAGUCAGAUGAAAGUGUGGGCUCCAUUGGCUUCAAGAUCAACUACAAAGAAAUCGAUAAGGAGAGUUGCGGCGAUCCCGGCAUCCCUUUGUAUGGAUUACGGGAGGGCGGAGGUUUUUCCAACGGGGACGUGUUGCGGUUUGAGUGCCAAUUUGGGUUCGAGCUAAUCGGAGAGAGAACGAUUUCCUGUCAGAAUAACAACCAGUGGUCGGCUAACAUCCCUAUCUGUGUGUUCCCCUGCCUGUCCAACUUCACCGCUGCCUCGGGCACUGUCUUGUCCCCGGACUACCCGGAGGGUUACGGCAACAACCUCAACUGCGUGUGGCUGAUCAUCGCUGAGGCAGGCAGCCGCAUCCAACUGGCCUUUAACGACUUCGACCUGGAGCCGCCCUAUGACUUCCUGACGGUGCGGGAUGGGGAGCAGGCUGGCUCCGGUGCCACGCUGCUGGGCCGCUUCACGGGAGCUGAGGUGCCCUCACACCUCACCAGCAACUCCAACGUCCUGCAGCUGGAGUUCCAGGCCGACCACUCCAUGUCUGGCCGAGGCUUCAACAUCUCCUACAGCACGUUUGGCCAGAAUGAAUGCCCGGACCCAGGAGUGCCCAUAAACGCCAAGCGUUUUGGUAAUAAUUUCCAGCUAGGAAGUUCAAUCUCUGUGGUGUGCGAGGAAGGCUUCAUCAAGACCCAAGGCUCCGAUACCAUCGUCUGCGAGCUGGAGGGAAGGGCCGUGAUGUGGAGCGGCCUGAUUCCCAAGUGUGAGGCGCCGUGCGGGGGUCAUUUCACAGCCCUGGUGGGGGUAAUCUUGUCCCCGGGGUGGCCCGGAUACUACAAAGACUCUCUGAGCUGCGAGUGGGUCAUCGAGGCAGAGCCCGGCCGCUCCAUCAAGCUCAGUUUUGACAGGUUCCAGACAGAACUCAAUUAUGACUUCCUGGAGAUUCACGACGGGCCCAACCUCCUGUCGCCUCUGUUGGCCUCCCUGAAUGGGACGCAGAUCCCUCAGUUUCUGUUCAGCAGCGGCACCUUCCUGUACCUGCUCUUCACCACUGACAGCAGCCGCUCCAACAGUGGCUUCAAGCUCUUCUACGAAAGUGUGACGCUGGACACCCACUCCUGCCUUGACCCCGGCGUGCCCGUCAACGGUGCGCGCCACGGCCAGGACCUAUCCAUCGGCUCCGCGGUGACCUUCGACUGCGAGCCCGGCUACCGCCUGAGUCACGAUGAGCAGCUGGUGUGCGAGCAGAGCCACUGGUGGAACCACCCGCUCCCCACGUGCGACGCUCUGUGUGGUGGUGAUGUGAAGGGGUCUAAUGGUAUCAUCCUAUCCCCUGGGUUCCCCGAGCUCUACCCCAACUCAUUAAACUGCACAUGGACGGUGGAGGUCAGCCAUGGCAAAGGGGUACGCUUCACGUUCCAUGCCUUCCACUUGGAGGACCACCACGAUUACCUGCUUGUGACAGAGAACAACAGCUUCGCACGACCACUGGCCCGCCUCACGGGCUCCCAGAGGCCCCCAGACCUUAACGCCGGCCUCUACGGCAACUUCAGGGCCCAGCUGCGUUUCAUCUCUGACUUCUCCAUCUCUUUCCAUGGCUUCAACAUCUCUUUCACAGAGUAUGAUCUGGAGCCGUGCGAAGACCCGGGAGAGCCGCGCUUCGGCCGGCAGGCCAGCGGCAGCUACGGGAUCGGAGACUCGGUCGUGUUCUCGUGCGACCCGGGUUACCGUCUGCAGGGGCCGCAGGCCGUCACGUGCCUGGGCGGUGGGAGGCGCACGUGGAGCGCCUCUCUGCCAAGGUGUGUGGCUGAAUGCGGCUCGACGGUGUCCCAGAAUGCCGGUGUGCUGCUGUCCCCCAACUACCCGCUGAGUUAUGAGAACAACCACGAGUGCAUUUAUAACAUCCAGGUCCAGGCAGGGAAAGGCAUCAACAUUACAGCUAGCAGCUUCCACCUCGCUCAGGGCGACGUCCUGAAGGUGUAUGACGGGCCAGACAGCUCGGCGGACAUGAUCGGGGCUUUCUCCGGCUCCUCCAUGCUGGGAGUCCUGCUGACGAGCACCUCCAACCACCUCUGGCUGGAGUUCUACUCCGAUCAGGAAGACACUGCCGAAGGCUUCAAGCUCAGCUACAACAGUUUCGAGCUGUCCCACUGCGAUGAUCCAGGUGUGCCGCAGUUCGGCUCCAAAGUCAGUGACCAGGGCCAUUUCGCUGGCAGCACCGUUGCCUACCAGUGCGACCCCGGCUACAGUCUCCAUGGCAGCAGUAUGCUCGCGUGUAUGACAGGCGAGAGGCGGGCGUGGAACCACCAGCUGCCCUCCUGCAUCGCCGAGUGUGGCGGGAGCUUCAAAGGCGAGUCGUCAGGGCGGAUACUGUCUCCUGGAUACCCCUUUCCUUAUGACAACAACCUUCGCUGCACGUGGACCAUCGAGGUGGACUCCGGCAACACUGUCAGCCUGCAGUUUUUGACCUUUGACACGGAAGCGUCCCAUGACAUCCUGAAGGUGUGGGAUGGCCAUCCCGGGAAUGAGAUGCUCCUGAAGGAAGUGAGCGGAUCCCUGGUCCCCGACGGGAUCCACAGUACGCUCAACACGGUGACCAUCCAGUUCGAGACCGAUUUUUACAUCAGCAAGUCCGGCUUCGCCAUCGACUUCUCCAGCUCCGUGGCGACAGCCUGCAGGGACCCAGGCACGCCCAUGAAUGGCACACGCAGCGGCGAGGGAAAGGAGCCGGGCGACUCGGUGACCUUUGUGUGCGACCUGGGCUACGAGCUGCAGGGCGAGCCACGCAUCACCUGCAUCCAGGUGGAGAACCGCUAUUACUGGCAACCCAGCCCUCCUAACUGCAUCGCUCCUUGCGGAGGAAAUAUCACAGGAUCAUCUGGUUUCAUCCUAUCCCCAAACUUUCCCCACCCCUAUCCACACAGCAAGGAUUGUGAUUGGUUUAUCACUGUCCACUCGGAUUAUGUCAUCUCAUUAGCAUUCAUCAGCUUCAGCAUUGAGCCCAACUACGACUUCCUGUACAUCUACGACGGCCCUCACGGCAACAACCACCUGAUCGGGACGUUUCAGGACGGCAAGCUUCCAGAGAAGCUGGAGAGCAGUUCUAAUGUCAUGCACAUAGCCUUCCGCAGCGACGGCUCAGUGAGCUACACCGGCUUCCAUCUGGAGUACAAGGCUAAGCUGCGCGAGGCGUGCUUCGACCCAGGCAGCGUGAUGAACGGCACGCGUGUGGGCAGCGACUACAAGCUGGGCUCCACUGUGACCUUCCACUGCGAGCCGGGCUACCAGCUGCAGGGCUACUCCACCCUCACGUGCGUCAUGGGCCAGACCAACCGGCCCGAGUGGAACAGACCCCUGCCCGGCUGCCAAGCGCCGUGCGGGAGCAGGUCGGCGACCUCCGAGGGUACCGUGCUGUCACCCAACUACCCCCACAACUACACCCAAGGCCGUGUCUGCGUCUACGAGAUAGCCGUGCCAGGGGAGUUCGUGCUUUUCGGGCAGUUUCUCUUCUUUCAAACCACCCCCAGCGACGUGGUGGACAUCUAUGACGGGCCGUCUUCAGAGUCCCCCCUCCUGACGUCCAUCUAUGGCUGGCACUCGGGAGAACCACUGCCCCUGAGCUCCGGCAAUGAAAUCACCAUCAAAUUUACAACAGAGGGGCCAAACACUGCCAAAGGUUUCCAUUUUGUCUAUCAAGCUGUGCCUAGGACAAGCGCAUCCCAGUGCAGCUCCGUGCCGGAGCCGCGGUUUGGGAAGCGAAUGGGCAGCGACUUUGGGCUCAGUGCGGUGGUCCUCUUCGAGUGUAACCCGGGCUACACCCUACACGGCACCAGCGCCAUCAGGUGCGAGGCUGUGCCCAACAGCCUGGCCCAGUGGAACGGCACCGUGCCUACAUGUACCGUUCCUUGCGGAGGUAUCCUCACCGCACGACGAGGGACCAUUCUCUCUCCAGGUUACCCUGAACCCUACGACAACCAUCUGAACUGCGUUUGGAAGGUCUUUGUGCCAGAGGGGGCUGGAAUUCAGAUCACUGUUGUGACUUUCUCCACCGAGCACAACUGGGACUCCCUGGACUUCUACGACGGCGUGGACGGCAACGCUCCGCGCCUCGGAAGCUAUUCCGGGACCACCAUUCCUCCUCUGCUGAACAGCACGUCCAACAACCUGUACCUCACCUUCCAGACCGACAUGAGCGUGUCUGGCGCCGGAUUCCACCUGGAGUAUGCAGCAAUAGGUUUGGACUCCUGCCCGGAGCCGCAGCCUCCCAGCAACGGUGUCCGGGUCGGAGAGCGUUACAUCGUCGGAGACGUGGUUUCCUUCCAGUGUGAACAAGGUUACACUCUGAAGGGUAGCCCACAUAUAACCUGCAUGCCAGGACCUGUCAGAAGAUGGAACCACCCGCCACCUCUCUGUCUAGCUGAGUGCGGAGGCUCCCUGGCCGACCUGGAGGGCGUCAUUCUGAGCCCGGGCUUUCCUGGGAACUACCCUAGUGGGCUGGACUGCACCUGGACAGUUCAACUCCCCGUUGGCUUCGGGAUCCACCUGCAGUUCCUGAACUUCUCCACGGAGGCGGUCCACGACUACCUGGAGGUGUGGAGCGGGAGCGCGGCUGCGAGCUCCGUGAUCGACCGCUUCAGCGGCUCCACCGUGCCGGAGUCCUUCUUCAGCACUACUCACGAGACCAGCUUCCUGUUCCACAGCGACUACUCACAGAACAAGCCUGGCUUCCACAUCACCUAUGAGGCCUACGAGCUCCAGAGAUGCCCAGACCCAAGGCCCUUUCGCAACGGGCAGGUGGUGGGCGGCGACUUCGGAGUAGGGAUGACCAUUUGGUUCCAGUGCCUGCCGGGAUAUACGCUGCUGGGCCAGGCCUCGCUCACCUGCCUGCAUGGGGUCAGCCGGAACUGGAACCACCCGGUGCCUCGCUGCGAAGCACUUUGCGGGGGCAACCUGACCGCCACGGAGGGAACCAUCUAUUCUCCGGGUCACCCAGACGACUACCCCAACCUGAAAGACUGCGUGUGGACCAUCCGGGUGGCACCGGGCAACGGGAUUCGCAUCAACUUCACUGUGCUCAACACGGAGCCCAUCUACGACUACAUCACAAUCUGGGAUGGGCCGGACCAAGCCUCCCCACAGAUCGGCCAAUUCAGCGGAAGCUCAUCUCAGGAGGCCGUCUCCAGCACGUCCAAUCACGUCCUCAUAAAGUUCCACAGUGACUUCAGCACCAGCGGGUUCUUUGUUCUCCGUUACCAUGCGUACCAGCUCCGUGUAUGCCAGGCGCCUCCACCUGUCGUCAACGCCGAGAUCCUUGCUGAUGAUGACGAGCUGGACAUUGGAGACAUCAUCAGGUAUCGCUGUCGGCCUGGCUUCACACUGGUGGGCAGCGAGAUCCUGACCUGUAAGCUGCUCGAGAGGCUACAGAUGGACGGCCCGCCUCCCGUGUGUCAAGUGCAGUGUCCUGACAGCAAGGUCCUGUUUGACUCAAUGGGGGUGAUCCUGAGUCCAGGCUAUCCGGAUACUUACCCCAACCUGCAGAUGUGCUCCUGGAUGAUGAGUGUGGAGAAAGGCUACAACAUCACCCUGCACUUUGAGUUCUUCCAGACCGAGAAGGACUUUGACAUCCUGGAGAUCUUUGACGGGCCCAGCAGCUAUAGCCAGAGUCUGGCCGUGCUCAGCGGAGACCUGGCCGUGCCCUUUAGCCUGACGACCACAGGACACCAGCUCUUCCUCCGCUGGUCGGCCGACCACGGCACCAACAGGAGGGGCUUCCGCAUCACGUACGUGGCAAUGUACUGCAGUACCCCAGACUCCCCUCAGCAUGGCUUUGUGGUUAGCCAAACGGGCGGCCACGUCAACAGCGUGGUCCGUUGGGCGUGCGACCGGGGCUACAGGCUCAUUGGCAAAAGCAUGGCCGUCUGCAGAAGGGCCGAGUUCGGCUACCUGGCCUGGGACUCUUCCGUGCCAGCCUGUCAAGCGGUGUCCUGUGGCGUGCCAGCGUCCCCCGUCAACGGAGGCGUGCUGGCGUCCGACUACUCGGCAGGCACGCGUGCCGCUUACUUCUGCAACGAGGGCUUCCGCCUCUCCUCCAAGGAGGUGACCAGCACGGUGUGCCAGGCCGAUGGCACCUGGAGCAGCCACAACAAGAUCCCGCGCUGCACGGUCAUGGUGUGUCCGAGUAUCGGAUCUUUCUCUCUGGAUCACGGCAAGUGGAGGAUCGUCAACGGCUCUCGCUACGAAUACGGAACCAAGGUCGCCUUCAGCUGUAACCCCGGAUACUACCGCCUGGGCCCUGCCCACAUCCACUGCACGUCCAAUGGGACAUGGAGCUGGCGAAACGAGCGGCCCCGCUGCAAGAUCAUUUCCUGUGGGAUGCUGCCCACUCCUCCUAAUGGGAAGAAAAUUGGAACCCAAACGACCUUCGGCGCGACGGCCAUUUUCGCCUGCGAGGUGGGCUACGUUCUGGUGGGCUCCACCGUGCGGGAGUGCCUGGCGUCGGGACUGUGGAGCGGGACCGAGACUCACUGCCUGGCGGGUCACUGCGGCGACCCAGAGAGGAUGGUGAACGGCCAGGUCAUCGGCGAGAACUUUGGCUACCGGGACACGGUGGUGUACCAGUGCAACCCUGGCUUCCGCCUGCUGGGUUCCUCCGUGCGCAUCUGCCAGCAGGACCACACGUGGUCGGGCCAGCUGCCGUCCUGCGUGCCCGUGAGCUGUGGCCACCCUGGCAGCCCGAUCUACGGGCGCACGGCAGGCGACGGCUUCAACCUGAACGACGUGGUUACCUUCCUCUGCAACAGCGGCUACGUGCUGGAGGGUCCGUCACAGGCCCAGUGUCAGGCCGACCGCGUCUGGAGCCAGCAGCCACCCACCUGCAGAGUGGUUAAUUGCUCGGAUCCAGGGAUACCUGCCAAUUCUAUACGGAAGAGCAAAAUCGAGUUUGGGAACUUCACCUUCGGAACAGUGGUGUCGUACGACUGCAACCCUGGAUAUCACCUCUUUGGGGCAGCGGUUCUGACCUGCCAGCCAGUGGGUUACUGGGAUAGGCCGUUACCGGAAUGCGUUGAGGUCGAGUGCGGCCACCCCGGUGUUCCGCCCCACGGAGUCCUAACCGGAGACAAGUUCACCUUCGGCGCCACCGUGCGGUACUCCUGCACCGGAGGCCGGGAGCUGAUUGGAGACUCCGGCCGCAACUGCCAGCUCAGCGGCCAGUGGAGUGGCUCGCUGCCCCACUGCUCAGGGGAGAUGGCAGGUGAGUGUGGUGAUCCCGGUACACCUGCACACGCCACAAGGGAGGAGGGGACCUUUCAGCUGCGGCCCAAAGUGCGUUUCACCUGCGCCCCGGGGCACACGCUCUACGGCUCCGCCGAGCGCAUCUGCUUCCCCAACGGCACGUGGUCAGGACGCCAACCCACCUGCAAACCGGUCCAGUGCGGUAACCCCGGCGGUCCCGCCAACGGCCGCGUCUCCCGUCUGGACGGCACCGCCUUCUCCCACUCGGUCUCCUAUAGCUGCGCCGAUGGCUACCGGCUCGCGGGCUCCCCCUCGCGGGUGUGCCUAGCCAACGGCACCUGGUCCGGCACGGAGCCCAACUGCACCCUGAUCAGCUGCGGUGACCCCGGCGUCCCGGCCAACGGCCUGCGCUUCGGCGAGCUCUUCACUGUGGGCCAGAACGUCAGCUACGCCUGCCAGCCGGGCUACCUGAUGGAGAACGGGAGCAGCAGCACACGCACCUGCACCCAGAAUGGCACCUGGAGCGGACACCUGUCCACCUGCGAAGUGGUGACCUGCCCCCCUCCUGCCCCGAUAGCCAACGGCGAGGUGGAGGGGUCCCUCUUCCGGUGGGGCACGAGCGUAAGCUAUGGCUGCCUGGACGGCUACGAGCUCUCCUUCCCUGCUGUGCUCACCUGCAUCUCCAGCGGUGCCUGGAGCGGCGAGGUGCCCCUGUGCAUGCCGAAGUUCUGCGGUGAUCCAGGCAUCCCGUCCCAUGCCAGGAGGGAGGGGCAGAGUUUCAUCUUUAAAUCGGAGGUGCUGUACAGCUGUAGCGCCCCCUACGUGCUGGUGGGCUCGUCCUCACGCAUCUGUCAGGCUGACGGCACCUGGAGUGGCAGCCAACCUCGAUGUAUAGAAUCAACCAGCACAACUUGUGAAAAUCCAGGGACCCCAGAGUACGGUUCCCUGAAUGCAAGCCUGGGCUUCAAGGUGGGCAGCGUAGUGAGGUUCCACUGCCAGACUGGGCACUUGUUACUGGGCUCCACUACGAGAUCCUGCCAGCCGGACCUUACCUGGAGCGGCAGCCAGCCUGAGUGCAUCCCCCACUCGUGCAAGCAGCCGCGGAGCCCACUGCACGCCAGUGUGCUGGGCCUGGACCUGCCCACACUUGGCUACACCCUCAUCUACUCCUGCCAGCCUGGCUUUCUCCUCACUGGGGGCUCUGAGCAUAGAAUGUGCCGGCCCGACGGAUCCUGGACUGGGAAAGUGCCUGUUUGCAGAAUUGGCUCAAAGCCAAUGGAAAAAAUGACAGUUCCUGUUCAAGGAACACCGAGCCCCAAACCCAACGUUCCCGACGACGUGUUCGCGCCUGCGUCCAUCUGGAAGGGCUCGCUGGAGCACAGGGCGGUCAAACAGCCGACGACUCUGACAAUCACUGGCUUUAACGCCACCACGGGGAGAGUGAACGCCACUCUCAGCAGCAGGAAUGCCGAGCUCCUGCUGUCAGGCGUGUAUAAGAGCAGAGAGGCGCGUCUGACCCUGGCGAUGUAUCUAAUUAGGACACUGGAUGGCAGCUCACACACUACACCCAGCGAGGACCCCUGGACCAUGGAUGGCUUUGUGUCGGCUGAACACGAGGGGGGCGCGUAUGUGUUCCAGGGCUACAUACAGGGCCGGGAUUACGGACAGUUUGGACUACAGAGACAAAGUCUGAAUGCCACCGAGAGCACUCGGAGCGUGGAGGGUCCGUCAGGGUCCAGCAGCAGCUCCGUGGUGGUGGCCAUCCUCGUGCCUUUCUUUGCCCUGAUCUGCGCAGGGUUCGGAUUUUACCUCUACAAACAGCGGAGGGCGGACAAGGCCGAAUUCACAGGCUGCUCGGCGCACGAGAACAGCAACGGUCAGGCCACGUUCGAGAACCCCAUGUACAACACCAACUCCAAAACCAUCGAGGGCAAGGCGGUCCGCUUCGACCCCAACCUCAACACCGUCUGCACCAUGGUUUGACGGCGAUCUGGACGGUCCGUCUGGACCGGACGUCGCGUCGGGCACAGGGAUCCGUUUGUUUUUUUCCCUGAUGCUGACGGCCAGAAAGGAGUCUUGUCCUACGUCUGAGAGGAGGCGCAGGCGUAGGGGAGACGGUCAAGCACAGUUUAGAGGAGCCGAUACUCACGUACGCCUGUGGCUUUAAGCGUGGCCUGCUUUCUGGAUUGGGGACGGCACAGGGUCGGGAGGAAGUAGCUUCACGCUCGGAGUGGAGUGUUUUAAGACGUGUAUCUCACUCUAAGAGUGCUGUAGAUUUUUGUAUUUCCGAGGGGGGAAGAAAAAAAAAAGAUUUGUCCGUGCGUUAUUUUUAAACCAGAGGAGGCAUUAUUUGAAACAGUGGGGGGUUGUGUGCCGCUUGUUUGUUGGAGAAAGGGUUUCAUCAGCCUUUCCCAGAGUGCUGCGCUGACCUGGCCCGAGGUUCCCCGCGUCAUCGUGUGUAUAUCGCUUUAUUGAACUGGCUUCAUCCUUUUCACGUCUUUCCCACCCUCCUGCACAUCAGUCCUGAACAGUAUAAAGGAAAUGGCUGACCAACGUCCCCUCCGCUCUGCUGUUCAAUCGGCCAUGCUUUUUCAACCGCCACAUCCACGCCACGCUUUUUCUUUAUUCGGUUCGCGCUUUGGUAAUAAGUGCUACUAAUCCUCAGUUAGUGACUCUCACCGGGUUGCAUUUCUGCGUCAGGAAUUUCAUCACGGAGGAAUCUGGACCAUGGCAUGGCCCCUGAUUUUGCACAUUUGCCAGUGGUUUACUUUAUUUGAGUAAGAGUUCUGUCCCUGCGCAUGUGAUAUCUGACAAACCACCACAUAGUGCUUGAGUCGCCACCACUGAGCGUUUCCAUCCUCAUAACAGUGCCUUGUUAAAUACUCCACCUGUUAAACUGUUUCACUUCUGAAAAAAAAAUUAAAAUAACAAUAAUUAUAUAUAUAUAUUUAUUUAUCGACGUCUGAUACUUCUGAUCUGCCAAAUGUGAUUCGGUGUAGCAUCACUACUACGUUUGACUUUUCUGUGCUGAAAAUCCUCUCAUGCGUUUCCUUUCGCAGUUUGUAUAUUUAUAUGGAUUUUCACACAUUUUUUUUUCUUUGACAAGUGUUGGUUGUUCUUUUUUUUUUCUUCGAGAAGUGUGUUGUCAUUUAGUGUUUUUUGGCUAAAAUUGUUAUUCACAGUAAAUCUGAAAAUUUAAGAUAUGGGAUUACGUUUGAAUAUUGGCUCCUUCAGAUGGGUCCACCUUGUUUGUAAAUAUAUUCAUAACAAAUGUACAGAUAUUUAAACUUUUUGAGAAGAGUUAUAUUUUUGCGACAAGUACGACUUUGUAAAAACAAAAGAUUACGUAAUGUAAAUAUCCAUUUGUAAAUGCCAUUUACAAA